Sinocyclocheilus grahami is the source of this 1579-nucleotide messenger RNA. Its product is annotated as CUB domain-containing protein 1-like. NCBI's taxonomy places the organism in Eukaryota, Metazoa, Chordata, Actinopteri, Cypriniformes, Cyprinidae. The record is from RefSeq and is a predicted model, not a curated record. The coding region runs from base 287 to 1579 and encodes 430 amino acids. The transcript has 5 exons.
UAUGAGGCGGGACUAACACACUUAGCUUGGGUUACCAAAUUAGCCUACUAUUACUAUUACCAGGUCAUUUUAUUCUCUAGAUCAAGUUUUUUUAAGUGAACACGAGGUCAUUUCUCCGGGUUCUGUGGUGAUUUGCAUGCUACAGGCAGCAUGGAUGAGUAACGUGGAAGUCUGUCGCAAACCAGGAAGCCGCUUUAUUGUCUCUGAAGAACAUCGAAGACUAAUCUGUCGAUGGCGCACACUUACAUUUUUCGCUCACUGUAAGGAGUUUUAAUGUUAAAAAGUCAUGCGAAUUUGGCGGUUCACGUGUUUUUCACUCCUUUUUGGGUUUUUGCUGUCGUCGGUCCCGGAGCUCACAGGCAGUGCAGAGCUCAAAAUUGCUGUUGAAUUUGGCACAACCAUACGCAUUAAUACCAGUGCCGGCAAAACCCCACAGUGCAAAGUUUGUAUCAGACCGAACACACAACAGUUGUGCCAGUCGUCUGUGGUCCUCAGAAGUGACACGCUUUUGGAUUUCAGCUGCUCACAGCCAGAGAAUGUGUUCACCGUGCAGAUCAUCAGCGAUAAUGUGAUAUAUAACAUUGAACCCAAAGAACACAAGGCCUUGCAAAAGUUCAAUCGCACCUUCAUCUGGAAUCUGAAGCCACCAGCUACAAAGAGCUUACAUUUAAAUUUCAGUAGUACUGGUUUACUGCAGAUUCAGCCCACAGACAGCUGCCCAGACAAACACGUUUACAUGCUCGCAGUGGAGAAUGUCAGCAUUGGAAGGUUUUGUCAGAAUGGAACUAUUAGGCAAGUCGAUGUGCGUAAUGCUGGAAAACUGUCUUUGGAAGUGUCUGGAGGUCGAGCUCUGGACAAGAAGUUUAUCGGUGUGUCACUGGGACGUCUCAUUAACUCACUGGCUAAUUUCCAUGUUGUGCUCCCAGAGAAGAGUUCAACCCAGGAUUUCUUUGCCCCAAACGCUUUUCCUGAAAAUACAGAGACAAUGUGGUAUUUUACCGUUCCCCAAACAUACUACACUGAUGUGCACAUUCUGAGCUACACUGUUCCAACAUGCCUCCAACCUGAAAACAUCCCUACAAUGAAGUACACUUGGCAGGGCAAAGAGCCUCUGGUGAAACUGAUGAAUGUAAGCCAGCCGUCGGUGGAGCCUGGAAACUUUAACCUCUCCAUAAAGAACUGCAAAAUGUCUGGGCCACAGCCUCCGUCACAAGGCCUAAUGGUGCACUUCCAGAUCUCUGCCAUCAAGAGAAGCAAGGGCCUGCAUGGCAUCCCCAAAGCACAGGAGGAGGAGGAGGAUCCUCACACUUACGUGUACAUCGAUGAAACUCUAGUAUAUAGCCAUCUGCUUAACUAUGAUGCUGAAAAAGAAGAAUAUAAAGAAGCCACUACAGAUGAGAGUGAUCCACCUCUGAGUGCCCCAGCUUUACCAGUCAGAAACGCUGAAAACCUCGUCACUAAAAGCAACGCCUUGCUUGACAAUGAGCUCUGUGGUUACGUUCAGGGACAAUCAACUACAUCUGGCUCACCGAAGACUUCCGAAGAGGAAGGGAACUAUGAAACCAGACUGUGUGUGUGA